GGAAACCGGAGGUGUGUGUUUGUUCUGCUGCUGAUCAACUAAUUAGCUAACACUAAACCAUUUUCCGUUUUUACAGCAAAUUAUUGAGUUUCUUAAAUUAGCUCCCCAAAGUAAAGCAGCUGAUUUCAUCGUGUUUCCAUUCAAGAACAUGAAGGACGACAAUCAGAGUCUGAUGGCGGCUCUGUCUGAGAAAAUGCUGACAGUCAGUAUGUUACUGAGUGUCUUCUUCAUCCCAGGUGUUUUUGCAGGUGAUUCGGCUGGUUGUCCCAAUCCAGAUCUUGUUGCUGACAUACCUCGGAAGAUUGAAGCUCUGAGUGGAUCUUGUUUGCAAAUCCCAUGUAAAUUCAGUUCAACACAUUAUACAUUCAACAACAGGAGACCCAUCUAUGGAGUUUGGUUGAGAACUAUUUCAAAUCUGAAUCGCAAUCCAGAGGCUGUUAUCUUCAACAGCAGUGGGUCAGUUAACACAUUUUCACUGAAAAUGACUGGAAACCUGAGUGAGGGAGACUGCACCACUCUGUUUCCUGUCUUAAAGACGAGUUAUACUGACAAAUACUUCCUACGGAUUCAUAAAGGGACAUAUAUGGCAACAGCUGAAUGUCAUCCUCUUAAUAUAACAGUUAAGGAUUCUCCAUGGAGUCCCAGCAUUAAUAUCUCUGGUGGUGACCUGAAGGAGCAUCAGUCUGUCACUGUAACCUGCUCAGCUUUCACUCCGUGUCCACAAUCACCUCCUGAACUCACCUGGAAUCUCCAACAAGACUCUCUCAAACAAACAGAGAAAAACACAGAGGGAAUCUUUACAACUAAAAUCCAGAAGAACAUCACUCUGUCAGACACACAUGAUGGAUACAACAUCAGAUGUUCUGCCAGAUAUCCUGUGAUUGGAGGAAACAAGACAGUAAACACAGAAGUGACUCUCAGUGUUUCAUAUGCUCCUAGAAACACCUCAGCAUCCAUCAGUCCAUCAGGUUUGGUGUCAGCAGGUAGCUGGGUGGAGCUGAACUGCUCCAGCAGAGCCAAACCUCCACCCAGCUUCACCUGGUUCAGGAACAGCACAAAUGGAGCCAUGAAUGUGUCUGGACAAGUUUAUGGCUUCAAUGCUACUGAGAGAGGAGAGUAUUACUGUGUGGCUACAAAUGAUCUGGGAAAUCAGACAUCAUCAUUGAUCCCUGUGAAUAUGAUCAACAAACAGAUAGACACAACUACAGUUCUUCACUGGCUGCCCGUUGUGGCCGGGUGUAUUUGUUUCAUCUGUCUCAUGGCCAUUGCUGCUUGGUUGUGCAAGCUCAGACGUUCAACUCCUCAACAGACUAAGCAAAGAAACGAGGAUCCUGCUUUCCCAAUGAGAGCUGAAAAGGCAGAGGAAGAACUUUAUUACGCAGAGCUGAACUUCCUCCCAGCUUCCUACUUCCUCCCAGCUUCCUCCGCCUCCGAUCAGGACGGAGAGCAGCAGGAGACGCUGUACGCAGAGGUGAAAGUGUCUGCUGACGGUCUGGAGGGUCUCUAUGCCGAAGUGAACAAAAAAGAAGAUAGUUUUUCGUUCUGAGCUGUAUUUUUUGUUUUUGUUUGCAGAAAAUGUUUGUCCAUUUCAAACGCAACAUCUGUAAUCUUAACAUUUGCAAUUUCGCUGUUGCUUAGUUGUAGAUUUAACCCAUGAGUCGCUGUCACAAAAUAAAGACUGGAGUGGAAGCACAGAGAGAGAGAGUUUCAUGUCUGCUGACUUUGAAUUUGAUGAUAAGAACAUUCAGCUUCAGCUUGAAAUCGAACAGUGAUGCACCUUAAGCAUAAUAUGUAUAAAUCAGCAAAUGUUUAAAAAAAAUGUUGAUUACAUUUUCUGUAAUUGUACAUAUUUGUUAAAUAUCUGCCUUUGUUUUCGUUUGGUUGAAAGAAAAUAAGAAUGUGUCAAUGUUCAUUUUUUACUGUUUAUUUGACAAAUGAAUCAAAGUGUACAUCCUGAAAUGUUCUGAGGAAAUACUUUUCUGAUUAAGUUUGUCAUUUGUUUUAGUUUAUUUUUUUUUAUGUCCUUCUAAAUUUAAAAUA
Messenger RNA from Xiphophorus maculatus (southern platyfish), 2040 nucleotides. RefSeq names its product sialic acid-binding Ig-like lectin 14. The record is from RefSeq and is a predicted model, not a curated record. Lineage: Eukaryota; Metazoa; Chordata; Actinopteri; Cyprinodontiformes; Poeciliidae. The transcript is spliced from 8 exons. The coding region runs from base 149 to 1546 and encodes 465 amino acids.